Lachancea mirantina is the source of this 1029-nucleotide messenger RNA. The record is from the annotation of a GenBank genome assembly. Lineage: Eukaryota; Fungi; Ascomycota; Saccharomycetes; Saccharomycetales; Saccharomycetaceae.
AUGUUUAUCAGUUUUGGGAGAGGAGGUUCAGCUUUCCAACGAGCAUCUUACCGUAUGUUUUGGUCGGGAAUGGGAAUAGUUAUGAUCGGAAUUGUACUAACGUGUCAAGACGCGUACAAGUGUGGGAAAUGGGGCGUGAGAAGCUUUUUUAGCGGUGGAAGUGGUAGCAGUGGGUCUCACCAAGGUAUAGGAGCAAAUGGGCCCGAUUUUAGCUUCAAAGCCGUUGUUGCUUGCCAGCCAAAAGACAGAUCAGAUGCGAUUUAUGCUAAACUGGACAAAUCCUCUCCUACUGGCGAGGACAAUUUCUUUAUGACCAUGAAUCGUGGCCAUGAGCUUUACGCGGGUGUUGCAGAUGGUGUAGGUGGCUGGGCAGAACAUGGUUACGAUUCCAGUGCGAUCAGUAGAGAAUUAUGUGGUACUAUGCGUGAAUUGGCCCAACACAAAAGUUUUGAUCCUCAGACACUUCUUGACGCUGCGUUUUCGCAUGUUAAACAAGCUGGAAUUGUGAAAGUUGGGGGAACAACGGCUCUGGUAGCCAAAUUAUCCCGCGACGGGAAACUCUCAGUUGCAAAUUUAGGUGAUUCCUGGUGUGGUGUUUUUCGUAAUGCCAAGCUGGUUUUCCAAACUAGAUAUCAGACGGUUGGUUUCAAUGCUCCGUACCAGCUGGCCAUCAUACCAGAUCAUAUGGUGAAAGAAGCGGCUCGAAAGGGUGGUUCGUAUAUUCAAAAUAAGCCCACAGAUGCAGAUGAAUACAAUUUCCAGCUACAGCAUGAGGAUAUAGUAGUGCUGGCCACUGAUGGGGUUACUGACAAUAUUGCUACGGGGGACAUGGAACUUUUUUUGAAAGAUCAUACUCGUACUUCGAAUUUACAAACUGUUUGCGACGAAAUUGUUGCACAAGUUGCCAAGUUGAGCAAAGACCCUCAAUUCCCAAGUGUGUUUUCCCAGGAGCUCUCGAAGCUCACGGGCAAACGCUACCUGGGAGGCAAAGAAGAUGACAUCACGAUGGUGGUAAUUAAAGUAAAGUGA